Molecule: messenger RNA, 1002 nt
Organism: Lodderomyces parapsilosis
Lineage: Eukaryota; Fungi; Ascomycota; Pichiomycetes; Serinales; Debaryomycetaceae
Exons: 1
Coding region: 1-1002 (333 amino acids)
Source: RefSeq, a predicted model, not a curated record
AUGGUGUUCAAAUUCACAAUUGACACUGUGCUUGACCAAUACGUUCCCCGCAACCAAAUACACAAACUACCUCGAUUUAUAGCCCAUUUCUUAGGCCAUCACAAACAUCCACACAGGGCAGCUCCUGAUUAUUUCAUAUGGCUUGAAAUUUUGAUUGCUACGUUUUCCGGUCUAUCCCUCAUCAUGGGUGUGUUUAUGCAUCAUAAUGUGUUUACUGAUCAUCAUCAUGCUCCUAUUAUAUUAGCAUCGUAUGGAGCUACCGCGAUCCUUUGCUUUAAUGCAUCACAAGUACCAUUAGCGCAACCACGUAAUAUUCUAUUGGGUCAUUUCAUAAGUUCAACAAUUGGCGUGGGGAUACAGAAAUUGUUUAGUUUGAGUCAUGGUGGCAGACUGAAUUAUUGGGCUAGUGGUGCUUUGAGUGUGGCCAUAAGCUCAGUGGUUAUGGCAAUCACCAAUACCAUUCACCCACCUGCGGGGGCUAGUGCAUUGUUGCCUAGUAUCGAUGAACAAGUUCGACAAAUGAGUUGGUGGUUCUUGCCGGUUCAAUUGGUUAGUUCAGUAUUGAUUAUUGCUGUUGCUUUGAUCACGGGCAAUAUAGUUCGGACGUACCCCGUGUAUUGGUGGAGUCCAGGUGCUGGUCAAAAAAUUGUUAAACAACUGAAGAAACAACAACCAGUGGAGGCAUCAAAGAAAGAGGGGGACCAUGUGCCCACUUCAAUUGGCGACAAAGAUGAGAUGAGCUUUCAUGGGAAGGAUGGCCAUGACUUGACUAAAAUGCAGCUGCGAUUCACUUUAACUGGGGCUGGGAUUGAUGAAGUUGCUAAUGCUAAAAAUAUCAUCAUUACAUCUACUUCAAUAGUAGUGCCUGAAAAUCUCGAUUUAGGGGAGGUUGAAGUUGAUUUACUUCGGUCACUACAACAAAAGCUAAUGGAUCUACAACCAGAUUCAACAUCAACUUCGUCAGACACUAAUGUCCGUUCGAAACCAGAACACCUUGUAUGA